Microdochium trichocladiopsis is the source of this 1692-nucleotide messenger RNA. Its product is annotated as FAD dependent oxidoreductase-domain-containing protein. The record is from RefSeq and is a predicted model, not a curated record. The transcript has 2 exons. Gene Ontology annotation, molecular function: oxidoreductase activity. Bases 1 to 1692 code for a protein of 563 amino acids. Lineage: Eukaryota; Fungi; Ascomycota; Sordariomycetes; Xylariales; Microdochiaceae. Gene Ontology annotation, cellular component: cytoplasm.
AUGGGCGUCGUUCUCUCCACGCUGGCCGGCGCCGCCUCGGCCCUGCGCAUGCUCCUCGAGCCCGUGCUCAGCUUUUCCAAAGCUCUCGAGCGCGCGGGGAUAUCGCCAGGCCUGCCGGUGCUCAAGCCCACGACGCCAUACUGGACCAGAGACCCGCCGCAUCCCGAGCUGGUGAAGCAGCAGUCCUCAAGCCUGCCGACCAACGUCGACGUCGCCAUCAUCGGGUCCGGCAUCAGCGGCGCCGCGGUGGCACACUCGCUCCUCCUGCUGCCACACUCCGGCAGCGAGUCGGCUGCUGGACCCAGUAUCGCCGUGCUCGAGGCCCGGGACAUCUGCAGCGGCGCAACGGCCCGGAACGGGGGCCACAUCAAGACGGCCCCCUGGGCAGCCUACACGCGCCUGGCCAAGCACGUCGGCAAAGAGCGCGCCGCGGUCCUGACGCGCUUCCAGCGCCGGCACCUCGAUGUCCUGCUCGCGCUGUGUAGGGACACCGAGAUCGGCGACGCGGCGGAAGCGCGAGAGGUCGAGACCGUGGACCUGUUCCUCGACGCGGAGUCGUUUGCGGCCGCGGCCAAGGAUGUGGCGGAGACGGCGGCGGCACUGCCCGAGGAGAAGAUGACGGUGUGGGAGCGAGAGGAGGCCCAGAAGAAAUUCGGCACGGGCCCGAGCAUCUACGGGGCCAUCUCCUACCGGGCCGGCGCCCUCUGGCCAUACCGCAUGGUCACCUCCAUCUGGCAGCGUCUGCUCGCCGCGCACCCGGACAGACUCUCGAUCGAGACGCACACGCCCGUGGAGAGCAUCUCCGUGAACGACGGCGUGGGCGGCGGACCUGCUCCCGAGACGCACCCUUAUGCCCUGCACACCCCUCGCGGCACGGUCUACGCGCGCAACGUGGUCCACGCCACCAACGGCCACGCCUCGCACCUCGUGCCGGGCCUGCGCCGCAAGAUCACGCCCGUCCGGGCACACAUGUCUGCGCAGAAGCCCGGGCUUGCGUUUCCCGCGGACCACGGCGCGCACCGCUCGUGGAGCGUCGUGUAUGGCGAAAACUUUGACUACGUCACGCAGAGACCGCCAGAUGUCAGGGGCGGCGACGGCGGCGGCGACAACGACAGGGAAGAGGCAGGAGGAGGAGGCGGAGGAGGAGGAGUCCAGCAGGACCAUCAGGGAGACUUGAUGAUUGGCGGCGGGUUCGACCGCUCGCUCAAGAAGGGCAUCGACAUGGUGGCCGUGGCGGACGACGGGGCGCCCCUGGACGCGGUCACGCUGGCACACAUCGCGGGCGUCUUCCCCGCCGUGUUCUCGCCCAACUGGGGUAUUGGCAGCGGGCUCAGACAGGCGUGGUCCGGGAUCCUGGGCUUCACGGGAGACCUGCUGCCACUCGUCGGGAAGCUGGACACGGCAGUCACGGGCAGGACACCGGCAGGCGGGGUCGGGGAUCCUUCCGGGCAGGGCGAGAUGCUGUCACGUCAGGAGUGGAUCGUGGCGGGUUGCGCCGGCGAAGGCAUGGUGUGGUGCUGGCUCGCUGGCGUCGCACUGGGCAUCAUGAUGAGCGGCCGUGAAGGGGAAGAACUUGCUGCCGCACCGGGACGGCCUGCUGGUCGUGUCUUGGAUUGGUUGCCGCGUGAGCUGCACGUGUCCAAGGAGAGGCUGAAGAGUGCUGAUUUGAGCAAUUUGCCAGCACACAUCUGA